AUGGGAAAGCUCAAUAUGCCUGCAGACGUCUUUUUUGACGCUGGUGUUGCUGCAUGUCAGUUAGGGGGUGUAACAUUGCAUAGUUUCGCUGGUAUUGGAGUAGGAAGAGGUACUCCAGAGCAAUCACUAGCCCAAGCAUUGUCAAAGGAUAUCGUUGUGAAGCAGUGGAAGUUAUGUACUCAUCUUAUUAUCGAUGAAAUAUCUAUGAUUGAUGCUGACUAUUUUACUAAUAUAGAAUAUGUUGCAAGGCACAUCCGAGAUGAAGAAAGACCUUUCGGCGGUAUUCAACUUAUCAUAACGGGCGAUUUCCUUCAGCUGCCUCCGGUGUGUGGCAGAAAUGGCGAUACGAAAUUUUGUUUUGAGUGUGUUGCAUGGAAGCGUGCUAUUCAGAAAACUAUCUUGUUAGAAGAUGUACGUCGUCAAGACGAUAUCCGUUUCGUCAACGUUCUGCAGGAGAUUCGGUGCGGAGUUGAUUCCUGCGCAGCUUUGAUAGAAACGCAAAAGAACAGUUUCUCAUCAUUCGGCAUAGUUCCAACUCGGCUUUGCACACAUAGUGCGGACGCUGUAGCAGUCAACAACCGUUGUCUGGAAGAGCUUCAAGAAUCAUGUAAAAUAUUCGAAGCUGAAGAUAGUCAAUUCAUUUGUGACUCGAUACAGUGUAUGGUUCCCAAGAAACUGACGCUGAAAAUAUCGGCUCAGGUGAUGCUCACUAAAAACAUUGAUCUUAUGCGUGGUCUUUCGAAUGGCUCUAGAGGUGUUGUAACAAAGUUUUCCAAAUCAGGAUAUCCUGUGGUCAAGUUUUUCUCGGCUCAAGAAGAAGUGGAGGUGUUACCUAUACGGUUUAUGGUGCGUAUACCGGGAUGUGAAGAACCAGCUUGUAGGCGGCAGCUACCUCUGCAGCUUGCUUGGGCUAUUUCUAUCCACAAGUCGCAGGGAUUAACUCUUGACGCCGUUGAAGUCAGUUUAGAGAGGUAGAG
Strongylus vulgaris is the source of this 977-nucleotide messenger RNA. Lineage: Eukaryota; Metazoa; Nematoda; Chromadorea; Rhabditida; Strongylidae. The record is from the annotation of a GenBank genome assembly.